AUGGUCCGCCUUAAACAUCGUUAUCUCCUGGUAGACAUCCUGUACCCCCCGGCCUCCGUCGACGCUACGACACCAGCAAAGUCGAAACACACACCCAACAAUGCGAAAGACAUCCACCUCCUCAUCCACCGCCCGACCACCGACACACUAACUCCACAGUCCCUUGCACGUGCCGUGCGCGAGCAUGUCGCGGAGAUGUUUGGUGACUGGGGCAUGGGCAGGCUGGGCGGCAGCAGCGCGGGGGGGGUUAGUGGUACGUGUGUUUUCCGUUAUAUAUAA
This is a messenger RNA of Histoplasma capsulatum G186AR, 279 nucleotides long. RefSeq lists its product as uncharacterized. Gene Ontology annotation, cellular component: ribonuclease P complex. Gene Ontology annotation, biological process: tRNA 5'-leader removal. Lineage: Eukaryota; Fungi; Ascomycota; Eurotiomycetes; Onygenales; Ajellomycetaceae. The record is from RefSeq and is a predicted model, not a curated record. The coding region runs from base 1 to 279 and encodes 92 amino acids. The transcript has a single exon.